Messenger RNA from Neoarius graeffei (lesser salmon catfish), 2538 nucleotides. It is a transcript of the gene nup58, whose product is annotated as nucleoporin 58. Gene Ontology annotation, cellular component: nuclear pore. Gene Ontology annotation, molecular function: structural constituent of nuclear pore. The record is from RefSeq and is a predicted model, not a curated record. The coding region runs from base 329 to 2071 and encodes 580 amino acids. NCBI's taxonomy places the organism in Eukaryota, Metazoa, Chordata, Actinopteri, Siluriformes, Ariidae. Gene Ontology annotation, biological process: nucleocytoplasmic transport. The transcript has 13 exons.
GAAAGAAAGCACGAUCCAGAACAAGAACUAUUGAGCGCGGAAACAAAUUCGUGCAGAUUCUAUUUUACUCAUUUUUAUGAAAUUACGCCUCGUUUCCAGAACGUGAUCACUUCUUUUAUUGUACGCAUUUCGAGUUUAAUUGUUGGGGUUUGCAAUUGCGACCUUUUUCGAAAUUUUAAAGGUCUAAUGGUGGGCGAUUUUAGGGUUCUGGGCCGCACGAGGACGCAAUGUUUGAAAGCUAGCAUUGUUAGCUAGCUCUUGGCUCCUCCUGCUUUUAUCCCGAGCACGCGGUUUAGUCUGAAAAACAAACAACAAGUAAAUAAUAAAAAUGUCGGGGUUUAAUUUUGGAGCGACUACCCUGGGUUCCACUAACCCCGGAGGGGGCUUUUCUUUUGGAGCAGUGUCCAGCACUCCUGCUUCAGGAACCAGUGGUUUCAGCUUUGGUGGUCUGGGUCCAGCGACCACCACCACCACCACCACCUCAUCUCUGGGCCUCGGCGGCGGACUGUUUGCGCAGAAACCGGCAACUGGGUUUUCUUUCAACACACCUGCCUCAGGAGCUCCCGCCGCCUCCACCGCGUCCUCCACCGGCUUCGGUUUUGGCUUUGGGAAACCGGCCGCCUCCGCAAGUCCGUUUUCUCUGAGCACAACCGCCACCAGCACCACCUCGGCUCCUGCAGCCACCGGUCUGACUCUGGGCUCCGUCAUCACCUCGUCAGCACCUCAGAGCGGCUCGUCCACAGGGUUCUCGCUCAACCUUGGAGGAGCAGGAGCCGUGUCCUCAGCUCCGGCCACCGGGCUCAGCCUCGGCUCCUCCCUCUUCUCCAGCUCAGGCUCCACAGGUCUCGGCCAGUCGGGUCUUGGCGGAGGGCUGACUUUAGGAGGUUUGCUCUCGUCCUCCACGGCGACUACAGCUCCCGUUGCUCCGGCGCCCAGCGUGGGUUUGGGUGGAGUCGAUUUCAGCACAUCGUCGGAGAAGAAAAGCGAUAAAUCAUCUGGUGCUCGAGCUGAAGACAGUAAAGCACUGAAGGAUGAAAACCUGCCUGCUCCUAUUUGCCAAGAUGUCGACAACUUCCAGAAGUUUGUCAAGGAGCAGAAACAGGUUCAGGAGGAGAUCAGCCGCAUGUCCUCGAAAGCCAUGCUGAAGGUGCAGGACGACAUCAAGAGCCUGAAGCAGCUGCUGUCCGUCAGCGCCAGCGGGCUGCAGAGGAACGCCCUCUCUAUAGACAAGCUCAAGAUGGAGACGGCGCAGGAGCUGAAGAACGCUGACAUCGCGCUGAGGACCCAGAAAACUCCUCCUGGACUGCAGCAUGAGAACACAGCCCCCUCGGAUUAUUUCCGGGCUCUGGUGGAGCAGUUCGAGGUGCAGUUACAGCAGUACCGCCAGCAGAUCGAAGAACUAGAGAACCAUCUGACCACGCAGAGCAGCGGUUCUCACAUCACUCCUCAAGAUCUGUCUCUGGCCAUGCAGAAGCUCUACCAGACGUUUGUAGCUCUGGCUGCACAACUGCAAGCUGUUCAUGAGAAUGUAAAGGUGUUAAAGCACCAGUACCUGAGCUACAGAAGAGCUUUCCUGGACGACACCACGGACGUGUUCGAGUCGAAGCGAAGCACCGCCCGGAAACUGCAGAGCACUCCGAGAGUCACCACCGGCCCUACACCCUUUGGCGCCGUCCCAAACGCCGCCGCUGUGGCCAUGGCUGCCACACUUACACAGCAGCAGCAGCCUGCUCCAGGAUCCCAGGCGGGUUUUGGCACUCCCUUUGCCUCGGGCAUGGGCACUAGUAUGGGCUCCAGCAGCCUUGGAGCAGCUUUCGGUAGCGGCCCAGCGUUUGGCGCCUCAGCAACAGGAGGCUCAUCGUUCGGUUUCUCUGCUAACAAGCCGUCUGGAGGGAGCUUGAGUGCAGGGUUUGGAAGCUCCAGCACCUCAGGCUUUAACUUCAGUAAUCCGGGAAUCAACGCGUCGGCCGGUCUGACCUUUGGCGUGGCCACGACCCAGAGCUCGGGCUUCGGCACCGGGGUCCUGCAGCUGAAAAAACCUCCAGCGGGCAACAAGAGGGGCAAAAGAUAGAACAGCAGGGCAGAUAAAGGAUAAAGGGAAAUGAGUGGAGAUUAGCGACAGGUUUCUGUAUUUGUCAUGGAUGUGCUUUAAGGACGCGUGUACGUUUUGUUUAACAAUGUCCCGUGUGUUUCUUUCUUUCUCUGAUUACACAAGCGUUAGUGUUUUGUUAAGGAUCAUUUAAAGAGCACCGACGUGAUGAAUCCUUCAUGGGGAAAUUAGAAAUCGGCCAUUUUGUUUUUCUAUUUUUUAUUCGCAUCUUUGUGCUCUGUUUUGGUGUACAGCAUGUCCUCCCUCUGUCCAUCGCUCGAAGAUGUCGUCUUUUCCGUCUGUUCUAAUGAGUGACCGAUUUUAGUUUUUGUGGCGCUGUUUUGGAUUUGUUUUUUGUCCAUCAUAUGGUAAUUACCAAAAUGUUUUUCUAGACUUUAUGUCUAAACUUUAUUAAAAGCUUUAAUAAUUAAAGAAAAUUAUUUCUUCAA